Molecule: messenger RNA, 1251 nt
Organism: Aspergillus puulaauensis
Lineage: Eukaryota; Fungi; Ascomycota; Eurotiomycetes; Eurotiales; Aspergillaceae
Exons: 3
Coding region: 1-1251 (416 amino acids)
Source: RefSeq, a predicted model, not a curated record
AUGGUGCCUAGGAUCUCUGGGACUCCCUCCGCAGUAUCGCCGUCCUCGUCGCUGUCCCGGGUGUCAGCCUCAUCCUCAUUCCCACUCCACACACGGUGGACUUGGGGCCCCAAGAAGACCCUGGUACGGCGCUAUCAUCGCGCGGUUUGGCCUUCCUACGGGAUCACCACCCCCGUCCCCGACCGUUGCCCGCAGUUCCCCAUCCUCAGAUCGCCCUUCUACUUUCAAACAGGCUACGCGCUGUGCGCGAAACGGACCCCCCGACCCUUUCCACCGCCGUUCUUGUCUCCGCCAUCAUCGUCCUUCUCGGAUCCAUUGACAACACACUAUCACAGUCAGGAUAAGAGAUUAUCCGUCAGAGGCGAGCUCGUACGGGGUCUGAACAACGGCGAUGAUGCGGUGCUGGUUACGGAGAAUUUACUGGGGGUGAACGACGGGGUAGGAGCGUGGGCGACGAAACCAAGAGGUCAUGCAGCACUGUGGUCUAGGCUUAUACUCCAUUUUUGGGCAUUGGAAAUCGAGCGAAUAUCCAAUCCAGAAGCCACAGUCGACCCUAUCGCAUACCUUCAACGAGCCUACGAAGAAACGACAGAAGCUACAGCCGCCCCGAGCGAAUGGUUUGGGACGACAACGUCGGUAACCGCCCUCCUGCACAAGAAGUUAAGCGACAGCGGCACGGAGAAGCCGUUAUUAUACGUGACGAAUAUAGGCGACUGCAAGGUCCUGGUGAUCCGGCCCACCGAACAAAAGGUCAUUUUCCGAACCCAGGAACAAUGGCACUGGUUCGACUGUCCGAUGCAGCUGGGGACGAAUAGCGUGGAUACACCGCGCGAGAACGCCGUGCUGUCGCUGGUCGACUUGCACGAAGAGGAUAUUGUUCUCGCGCUCUCGGAUGGGGUCCUUGAUAACCUCUGGGAACAUGAAAUUUUAUCUAUCACGCUCGAGGGCCUCAAGAAGUGGGAUCACGGACGGCACGACGACAAGGAGCUUGACUGGGCGCCGCCAGCUGUGCUUGCGGAAGAGAAAAUGGUAUUCCUGGCUCGGGAAUUACUGAAAGCCGCGCUGGCGGUGGCUCAAGAUCCAUUUGCUGAGAGUCCUUAUAUGGAGAAGGCGGUCGAAGAAGGCUUAGCCAUCCAGGGUGGGAAAAUGGAUGAUAUCAGUGUGGUUGUUGGCGCUUGCAAGAGGAAGCGCGAAACACACCAGGACUCGACGAAAUCGUCAUCUGAUGAUCGGCCGGCUAGCCGAUCAUGA